Molecule: messenger RNA, 2392 nt
Organism: Lagenorhynchus albirostris (white-beaked dolphin)
Lineage: Eukaryota; Metazoa; Chordata; Mammalia; Artiodactyla; Delphinidae
Gene: POLR3C
Product: RNA polymerase III subunit C
Exons: 14
Coding region: 576-2309 (577 amino acids)
Biological process (GO): DNA-templated transcription
Cellular component (GO): RNA polymerase III complex
Molecular function (GO): single-stranded DNA binding
Source: RefSeq, a predicted model, not a curated record
CGCGGCGCCCGCGCCGGCCCCGGCCGCCGAGGCCUCCGCCAUUUUUCUCUUUCGCCGCGGCUGUCCAAGAGGGCAGCCGGCCGGUCGCUCUCCAGGUCGCUACCUCCCAGCUGCUGUCGCCGCCUCUGCCGCCGCCGCCGCCGCCGCCGCCGCCGCCGCUUCCUUAGCGCUGCCAGCCGCUCCAGAGCCAGCGCGGGUCACGUGAGUUCGCCCGGCCCACAGAGGCGGCGGCGCAGACAGCGACCCCGAGGCCCGCCUCCCAGCACCAAAGAGGUGCAGGAAGGAGAGUCCGCCAGCCGCGGCCCGCCCGCCGGCUCCUCAAACAGCCCCUCGCCGGUCCUCCAAUCUCCCAGCGAGAAGAAAGAAAGAGCGUCCCCGGAAACCACCGAAACGCUGGGGUAGAGCGGCACAUGUCUUGCCUCUUUGCCGGUCCUCCUCGGUGACCGUGCUCCUGCGCGAAAGGACCUUGGGCUCCCCCUCUGCCCGGGCGGCUAGCGGGAGCUAUACGAAGCUGCAGUGGGGAAGUCGGCGGCGUUACGUGGCAUUGACCCAGAGCUCUGAGACUCCUCAGCACAAUGACUCAAGCAGAAAUUAAGCUGUGUUCUUUGUUGCUGCAAGAGCAUUUUGGAGAGAUCGUAGAAAAAAUUGGAGUCCACCUAAUCAGAACUGGCAGCCAGCCACUAAGAGUUAUUGCCCAUGACACAGGAACAUCGUUGGAUCAGGUAAAAAAAGCCCUUUGUGUCCUCAUCCAGCAUAACCUGGUGAUAUAUCAGGUGCACAAACGUGGUGUGGUAGAGUAUGAAGCCCAGUGCAGCCGGGUGUUGCGAAUGCUUAGGUAUCCCCGGUACAUCUAUACUGCCAAAACACUGUACAGUGACACUGGUGAGCUGAUUGUUGAGGAGCUCCUGUUGAAUGGCAAGAUGGCAAUGUCAGCUGUCGUGAAGAAAGUAGCAGAUCGGCUCACAGAGACUAUGGAGGAUGGCAAGACCAUGGACUAUGCUGAGGUCUCAAACACAUUUGUGCGACUAGCAGACACACACUUCGUGCAGCGUUGCCCCUUGGUGCCUGCCACUGAGAAUGCAGACCCUGGGCCACCGCCACCUGCCCCCACUCUUGUCAUCAGUGAAAAGGACAUGUACCUGGUUCCUAAACUGAGCUUGAUAGGGAAAGGUAAAAGGAGGAGAUCAUCUGACGAAGAUGCAACUGGGGAGCCCAAGGCCAAGAGACCAAAACAUACCACAGAUAACAAAGAGCCCAUUCCAGAUGAUGGGAUUUAUUGGCAGGCCAACCUUGACAGAUUCCACCAGCACUUCCGUGACCAAGGCAUUGUCAGUGCAGUUGCCAACAGGAUGGACCAGGUGAUAUCUAAGUGGGUGGGACAGUGGCUAUCAGGAAUAUUCACUUAUUUGCAGAUGUGGCCAUUGGCAUAUAGCCAGAGCCAGCACAGCAGAGUGAAUUCUGAUUUCCAGUUCACUUUUCAAACCCAGACAAGCAGCGAGAUCGUGCGGACCAUGCUCCGGAUGAGUGAGAUUACCACUUCCUCUAGUGCCCCCUUCACCCAGCCAUUGUCUUCCAACGAGAUCUUCAGAUCCCUACCUGUUGGCUAUAACAUCUCUAAGCAAGUUCUUGAUCAGUAUCUCACUCUGCUGGCAGAUGAUCCACUUGAGUUUGUUGGAAAGUCUGGCGACAGUGGUGGAGGAAUGUAUGUCAUCAACCUACAUAAGGCUCUAGGAUCUCUAGCCACAGCCACUCUGGAGUCGGUCAUACAAGAGAGAUUUGGGUCUCGCUGUGCCAGAAUAUUCCGUUUAGUUUUACAAAAGAAACACCUGGAGCAGAAACAGGUAGAAGACUUUGCAAUGAUUCCAGCAAAGGAGGCAAAGGAUAUGCUUUAUAAAAUGCUCUCAGAAAAUUUCAUAUCACUCCAGGAAAUUCCCAAAACACCAGACCAUGCCCCAUCCAGGACCUUCUAUUUAUAUACUGUGAACAUCCUGUCAGCUGCCCGAAUGUUGCUGCACAGAUGCUACAAGAGUGUAGCCAACUUGAUAGAAAGGAGGCAAUUUGAAACCAAAGAAAACAAGCGUCUACUGGAAAAGUCUCAGAGGGUAGAAGCCAUCAUUGCAUCUAUGCAGGCUACAGGUGCAGAGGAGGCACAGCUACAAGAAAUAGAGGAGAUGAUCACAGCCCCUGAACGCCAGCAGCUAGAGACCCUGAAACGUAAUGUCAACAAGUUGGAUGCCUGUGAGAUCCAGGUGGAUGAAACCAUCUUCCUGCUGGAGUCAUACAUCGAGAGCACCGUGAAGAGACAAUGACCCAGAAGAAGAGUCUUCCUCAGAAGAUCUGAGGGGAUUGGAAGGAAGAAUAAAGGAGGUGCCUAGAUGCAUUCUUUGCAGUA